Messenger RNA from Camarhynchus parvulus, 2465 nucleotides. RefSeq names its product solute carrier family 16 member 4 (gene SLC16A4). Gene Ontology annotation, molecular function: monocarboxylic acid transmembrane transporter activity. Gene Ontology annotation, biological process: monocarboxylic acid transport; transmembrane transport. The transcript has 10 exons. NCBI's taxonomy places the organism in Eukaryota, Metazoa, Chordata, Aves, Passeriformes, Thraupidae. The record is from RefSeq and is a predicted model, not a curated record.
UCCCCCCAGCGCUUGCCAGGCUCCGUGUCCCGCUCAGCACCGGCACCAUCAUCCUCAUCCUCAGCGCAUGGGAAUGAAGGAGCAGAAUCUGGGCUGCCAGGUCAGCAAAGGGGGAUUUAAUCUCUGGGGCAGAUGAAGAAGCUCCGAAGAUUUUGAAGAAGCUCUGAAGAUUUUGAAGAAGCUCUGAAGAUAUUGAAGAAGCUCUGAAGACAUUGAAGAAGCUCUGAAGACAUUGAAGAGGCUCUGAAGAGACUGAAGCAGCUCUGAAGAGAUUCCUCUUUGCUGUCGACAGUCCCGGGGAGGAUUCUCCAGCAUGCCAGGCGCAGGAGAGGGGAAGGAGGAUGAGGAGCUGGAGGCUCCCGAGGCUCCGUCAGCCAGGAAGAGCCGAGGCUCAGGAGCAGCAGGAGCAGGGUGGGCGUGGGGAGUGGUGUUUCACUUCUUCCUGGUCAAUGUGCUCGUGAUGGGGACGCUCAAGACCUUUGGGAUUUUCUUCGUGGCUUUCCGAGAGGAGAUGGGGGGAUCCUCAGAGCAGCUCAGCUGGAUCGGCUCCAUCAUGUCCUCCCUGCGCUUCCUGGGAGGUGAGCUCCUGGCUGAGCUGUGUCCCCGACUAGGCUGAGCUGUGUCCCUCCAUCCUGGGGGGCGCGCUGGGGCUGGGCUGGUGGCUGGGGGCUGCCUGCUCAGCACCCAGGCCACCAGUGUCCCCUUCCUCUGCUUCUCCAUGGGCUUCCUGCUGGGGCUGGGCUUUGCCUGUCUGUACCAGGCAGCUGCAGUGGUCACAGCCAAGCGCUGCCGGGCUCGCCUGGGGCUCAGCAACGCCCUGGCCCGCUCGGGCAUGGGGCUGACCUUCCUCAUGGCCCCCUUCACCCAGCUCCUCAUCGAGGCCUAUGGAUGGCAAGGUACUCUGCUGAUUUUUGGAGGCAUCAUGCUGAACCUGGUGCCUUCCAGCAUGCUGCUGUGGCCUGCCAGCCCCCAGCUGCGCCGGCAAUCUGCCAAAAACCAACACCAGGGCUCUCCAGGGGAAGAGAAGGAUCCAGAAACUCCUGGUGGGUGUUCAGAUGGAAGCACUCAGAGGGAAUUACAGCUUCUCCAUGCACAGGAGGCUCUCAGCACGGAGAGACUCGUGGUGCCCCAUGGCAGAGAUGUCUCAGAGCCAGCGAAUCCAUCUGCCUUGGGAAAGCUGCAGAUGGAGAGCUCCUCCUCAGAAACCCCCACCGAGGCCAGGAGAAACCACCAAACCCCUGCAGCCACCACAAAGGAACCUCCCCAGCCUCUCCUGGACUUCUCCCCACUGAAGGAUCCCGUUUUCUACAUCUUCACCUGGUCCUUCCUCUUCAGCCACCUGGCCUAUUUCGUGCCCUUCUUCCACCUGGUGGCCAGAGCCAGGACCCUGGGCUUGAGCAGCAGGGAUGGCUCCUACCUCAUCGCCGUGGCUGGCAUCACGGAGAUGCUGAGCCAGCUGCUCUCGGGCUGGCUGGCCGACCACAACUGGACCAAGAGGUACCAUUUCCAUGUCACCUACCUGCUCCUGAGCGGGGCCACCAACCUGCUGGGGCCGCUGGCCACCACCUUCCACCUGCUGCUGGCCUACACCGUGGCCUUGGCCGCCUUCUGUGGAGGCUUCAUGGCGCUGGUGCUGCCCGUGCUGGUGGAUCUGGUGGGUGUGGAGAAGCUCCACAGCUACCUGGGCUUUGCUGCUUUCUUUGCAGGGAUAGCAGCCAUGGGAGGACCCCCUCUAGCAGGGUGGCUCUAUGACUACACCCAGACCUACGCCUGCUCCUUCCUCUUUGCUGGAGCCUGUGCUCUCAUCUCACCCAUCUCCUUCUUCUUCGAGCCUGCAGCCCAAAAAUGGAAGCUAAAGAAAGCCAAUUUGAACAAAAACUAAAGUUUUAAAGGCUGGGCUUUGAUCAUAUCUCCGUGGGAAAGCCACUGCCUGUACUGGGAAGGAUCAACAGCAGCAACACUGAAAAUAUCAGAAUAUUCCAAAAUAAUUGGAAAUUUUGGAUGUCAGACUCAUUUUGGAUACCUGGAUAUUUGUGCUGAUUAAAGGCAGCUGAGAAAUGCACAGUGUGAAGUGUAUGGGGAAAAUGCAGCCCGUGGUGCCUCUGCUCCUGAGCUGGGUUUUUGUGCCUCUCAGAUUGAAUCCUCAGCUCCGUCCUGACUCACUCACCUCGUGGGAUGAGCAGCUCUGAGUGCCAGAGAUUCCAGCUCAUUCUGUUCACUGGCCCUGGGGAGGGAUGAGAGCAGGGACAGGGAGGGCAGGGUGAUCCUUCCUUCCAUGAGAUCCUCCAGGAGCUCCUCUCUCUGGGGGCAGGAUGCUGCAGUGGGGCCAUUCCACAUCCCAUGCACAGUUAUUGCCACAGCACACAGGACCUGGAGGCAAAACCAGUUUUAAUUAAAGCCAGAACCACAACACAGCAAAGGCAGAGACCAAAUCCACCCUGCCCAGCUUCCCAACCCUCCAGAGA